This is a messenger RNA of Athalia rosae (coleseed sawfly), 1673 nucleotides long. RefSeq lists its product as uncharacterized. NCBI's taxonomy places the organism in Eukaryota, Metazoa, Arthropoda, Insecta, Hymenoptera, Athaliidae. The transcript has 7 exons. The coding region runs from base 358 to 1332 and encodes 324 amino acids. The record is from RefSeq and is a predicted model, not a curated record.
UAUUGGUAAAAUUCGAUUGGAUAAAAUCGAAUCUUGAACGAGAAUACUCUCAAAAAUACUCUCGUGUGUAAGUAUGUCAUCAAGGACCGUUUGCCGAGUUUAUGAGUGAGUAUCAAAACAAAAGAUGACACAUUUUUCGAGUUUCUAUACCGCAGUCUGACGUGACAUGGAAAAGUUGCCGAAUUGUGACAGGUCGAUCUUGUCAUGUAAAAUUAUGUUGGUUUCGUCAAAUUAAUUACCGUGGUCGAACGUUAACUCCGAAGCACUUCGUGCGAUGUUGAAUAAGUGAAUUUGGGAGGGCAUCGGUAGCGUUAAAUUAUCAGUGGCGGAUUUAAAAUUUUUUAUUCGAACGUCAGGAUGGUAUCUAAAAGAGUGAAAUAUGCAUUGGCUCACCUUUCUAGAAGAAAACACAUCGCUCUCCUAGCAAGACCGAAUUGGAGACGUAUCGAUAAAACUAAUAUUCACUGUACAGCAGAUCCUUUCGCCGUGCAUCGGGCAGCUCUGAGAUGCCACCCCUCGAAGCGUCUGAAAAUUAUGGCCCAGCCACGGGUUGUGAAUAAGAAAUACGACGCCACAAAACAAGCUUCCGGAUACCCACGAAUUCAUCCGAAGACUCUGAAUGCGAAAUCGAGUAAACGAAUCGUCGAGUUAUCUCUGCCGAAGAGGAGAAUUUUGCUGAUAACGAGGAAACAAUUCUUCACGAACAAGAGAGUUCUACGGAAUAUUGACUCCGCAUUACAAGCAAUUAAAAAAACACGAUAUCACAAGUAUCGACUUCUUUGUAUCACGCAGGAACAACGAACUCUUGCCAGGAUGGCCAAGCUCAAUAAGAAGCUCCACAAGGCUCUUUCGAAACCUGAGGAUUGGGCGAAGCACAGGCAGACAUUGGAGAGAAUCGCAGUACCAAAAGUGUUUCCGGAACCCUGGCGUCCCGAUCGAGGGGAGAAGAAAAGCAUUGAAGAGAUGAAGGAGAGGUUGGAUGUCUUGGCGCUUCCGGUACCGAAGGAAUCGGGCGAAAAGCAAGAUCCGUUUGCGGUUAAACCCAGUGCACUGAAGUACCAGGCCAGCGAGCGCAUCAAAGUAAUAGCGGUUCGAAAGAUAACCGAAGAGGCGUAUCCUCCCAGAGAUCCGACAGCAGUUUCUCCAGCUGCUAUCAAGGCAGUCCCGACCGCGAGAACUUUAAUCCUGGCUAAACCGGCCAACAGACCACCGGGGCGUGAGACUGACCUCAAGGAAGACGCUUUCAGCGUUGUUCCAAGGGCACUCAAGGCCAAGUGUUCAGCUCGCACGAAGAUACUCGCCAAGCCCAAGUCCUAUGGCAAUUCCACAUAAAGUACCAGAGAUAAAACGCCGACACGUCCAGAUAGAUUGACCAACCCGCGUCUUCGGAAGAAUCCUCCUCGAUGGACGGGGGAAACACUGCGGUCCCGCUCGAUCGUGCCACGUGUCGUUUUGUAUCUUUUGUUUCACCAUAAAUGUUUCAUCAAUUAUGAAAGAGAGCGAAGAGAAACAGAGAAAAAAGUAUCAUAAAGGGGAAUAAAAAUAAAAAAAUGUAUGGCAGAUAUUUUUGUGGAACAGGUUCGCUGUGCUCUAUGGCGGGUAUCGUUUUGACAAAUUCAUUGGCAUAAUAUAUAUCUAAUCUUUGAAAAAUUGUGAUUUGGUAAAUUGAUAUG